UUUAUGCAUUGAAUAUGGGUAGUGGCGCUGAAGAUCAUACGUCAAUAAUCAAGUCUGUGAUUAUAAGCUCGUUUUAUUGGUGCUAUGUGCUGUCUCAAGUCGUUGGCGGUGUCGCAACUCAAGCUUUUGGAACUAAGUGUGUAUUUGGAUGGUCACAGUUGGCAACAGCUUUAUGCAGUCUACUUAUGCCAUUAGCUGCAGAAUUUCAUUACGCUGUUGUAAUAUUCUUACGCUCAAUUCAGGGAUUUGCAUCUGGCCUCACUUGGCCUGCCAUGUACGCAAUGGUGGGGUACUGGAUUCCUAUGACAGAGCGUUCACGUUUUAUGUCAAGCUUUCAAGGAUUUAGUAUUGGUAUUGGUCUAACUUACCCACUCUGUGGAUUUAUUAUAACAACAUUCGGUUGGCCACUUGUUUUUUAUACGACUGGUCUAUUGGGUGUCGGAUGGUGUUCUCUAUGGUACAUUUUAGCGUUUGACACACCACAAGAACAUCCCCGUAUAAACACUGAGGAGCUGCAUUAUAUAGAGUGUCAUAUUGGGGAAGAUGUACGAAAAUCAUAUUCAAUAAAAGUUCCAUGGGGACAUAUAUUUAGAUCGUUGCCAGUUUGGGCGAUUGCAGUUACAACAUUCGGUCGAAUUUUCGUACAUUAUAUUUUUAUAGUUAAUGGGCCGGCUUUUAUGAAUCAUAUUCUUAAGUUCGAAUUUGGAGCAAAUGGAAUUUUGUCAGGAAUGCCAUUUCUUUGCUCAUACAUAUCGUCCGUAUUUUUCUGUUAUAUUGCAGAUAAACUAUUAUUAAAUAAUAUGAUGAGUCUUACUAAGGUAAGGAAAUUGUUCACGGGUUUAUCGCAAGUUAUCCCUGGAUUACUGAUAUGUUGUUUAGGGUAUAUAGAUAAUAUAACGUUUCUUUUGACAAUCUGGUUUGUAUCUGUUAUUUUUAUUACGGCGUCGUACGCUGGAGCAAUGGCUAAUAUUAUAGAUAUCUCACCAAACUAUGGGCACUCAGGAGCAGUACUAGCAUUCUGUCAAACAAUUCACAUGUCCGCAUCAUUUCUAUCACCAUUGACUGUUGGAUUCUUAGUAGCUCAAGAGGUAAAUUCUAAUAACCACUACAAAGAUAAAAUUUUAUCGUCCACUUCAAUUCCAUUUAACAGAUUCAUUUUUAUUAUUCACUGA
Molecule: messenger RNA, 1172 nt
Organism: Drosophila arizonae
Lineage: Eukaryota; Metazoa; Arthropoda; Insecta; Diptera; Drosophilidae
Gene: MFS17
Product: Major Facilitator Superfamily Transporter 17
Biological process (GO): monoatomic anion transport; transmembrane transport
Cellular component (GO): membrane
Molecular function (GO): transmembrane transporter activity
Source: RefSeq, a predicted model, not a curated record